GUGUGUUAUCGUCUUUAUUUCUUCAUUUAGAAACAGUAGCAUGAGAAUAAAUAUAUAUACACACAAUAUGCUCUUUUGCCAAACGUGAUUUAUUGUAAUAUGCCAUAGCAAUCAACAAUUGAAAAUCCACAAGAGCACCACCAAGAUGGAUCAGUGGGUGAAGGUACUCAGAUGGCUCUCUAGGACCCCCAAAGUGAAAGGAAAGAACCAAAUUCCAUAAGACCUCCUCCACAUGUGCUCUGUAGCACAAGCAUGCACAUACACCAAAUUAAAUAAAUUAUAAAGUCAUGUGACCUUUCAAUAAAUGCAGAAAACCAACGGGAGAAAAUCCGCCUUUUGAGACGAGAGGCUACAACAGUGUAGGGACAUAAGAUUACAUUUUGCUUGUAAGUAAUGUCAUACUUAAUGAAUCAAUGAAGAGAAAUAAGACAUAUCCAUUCUCGGUAGCUCUCUUAUCACUGCCCUAGAGGUGCUCUCCAGGACCUGUGGCCGCAGUAAUGAUUGAGAGUCAUGUAAAUUGGAGGAUGAAGGACAUAAUCAUUUGGAGAUGAGGUGACACUGUGUUCAUUAAAAAUAUGACACAUGAAAAGGUUGAGCAAAGUAACAAAGGUCAAAAAUAAAACUAGCUGUUUCUCUACACAAAGAACAGUCCGAGGAUGAAGCUGAGCAAUUCCAGUGAAGGAUACCAAAAGCAAAACAUUCAAAAUAACUUUCUCGAAAGAUGUGAGAUCUUGAUCACUGAAAACUACACUGUGUGGUUUGUUUUGGGGUCACUGGCUGUCACCUUUCCACCUGCUCCCUUGGCGCUAGGGCCUGUGCUUUCAUAGAAGGAGGUAGGGAUUGCGUUUCUGUCCUUUACGUCAUUACAGAUUUGCUCAGGAUGAGGCCUGCACACUCAAAUGUGUGUUACUGUCUCCUUGUUAUGGAUAGAAGAAUGACUUCCACAGAGAGGGCAUCCUAAAAAUGUAACACCAGGGGUUGGUGUCCUUUGAGGAUGUCUAUGUGGACUUCACCUGGGAGGAGUGGCAGGACCUGGAUGAUGCUCAGAGGAAGCUCUACAGGGACGUGAUGCUGGAGACCUACAGGAUUCUGGAGUCCUUGGGUUACUGCAUUACCAAACCUGAGGUGAUCUUUAAGUUAGAACAAGGAACUGGACCGUGGAGAGUAGAAGAAGUUCCAGAGCAGAGUCGGCCAGAUGUCCAGAAAGUAAAUGAACUGGAUGAAACCAGCCAGGACAAUCAAGAGAGACAUUUGUGGGACCAUGUAAUUGCCAACAGCAACAUGUCAACUGAGAAGAAUGUUAAAUUAGGAAAAAUAUUUAAUGUGAGCUCAAACCAUGUUUCAAAUCUGACUGUAAAGAAUGGUAAUUCUUCAGGAAUGAGGCCUGCAACACCUAAUGUAUGGCAGAAUGUGCUUCCCCCUAACGAGCCUGGUAACAUGCAGACUCGAAAGGAACUUGAUGGCUCUGUAAGCAGGACCCCCUUACGCGCACAGCAUCAUAGACUGUAUAACAGAGCUCCAAGUACUCGACAGCAUAUUCAGUGUUGCAGGCAAGAAGCAACCUACAACACAAAGGCAUUCUGGACAAAUAAGAGGUUUCACAUUGCUCAUAGUUCCAGCAAAUCUGGUGAGUCUGGGAAGGCAUCUGAUGAGGUAGAGAUGACUUGGAGAAGAGCAGGAACUUUUGAAUGUAGUAUUUGUAAGAAAACAUUCUGUUCAAAGUUGAAGCUCAUUACACAUAAGAAAACACACAAAGUACAGAAAUAUUACAAGUGUAGUGAUUGUGAGAAAACCUUCAUUAAGAAAUCAUACCACAAAAACCAGAUAAUACAUGCUGGAGUCAGAUCCUACAGAUGUAGACAAUGUGAGAAAAUUUUCCAUCAGAAAAAACAGCAAACUGCACAUCAGAGAGUCAGUGGAACAAAACUUUAUGAACUUCAUCAAUCCGAAAAAAGCUUUAGUGAGAAGGCAAAUCUCAGGAGGCAUCAAAAAACCUGCACAGGUUAUAAACCCUAUGGAUGCCAUAUGUGUGGGAAAUCGUUCUACCGUAAGGCCCACCUCAACAGGCAUCAGAGAACUCACACAGGUGAUAAACCCUAUGGAUGUAACGAAUGUAAGAAAGCGUUCUACCACAAGUCGUCCCUCACCAUACACCAGAGAACCCACACAGGCGAGAAGCCCUACGAGUGUAAGAAAUGUAGGAAAACGUUCUACUGUAAGUCAGACCUGAAUGUGCAUCACAGAACCCACACAGGCGAGAAACCGUAUGAGUGCGACGAAUGUAGAAAGACAUUCUACUCCAAGUCACACCUCAUCAUACAUCAGAAAAUUCACACAGGUGACAAACCAUAUGAAUGUGAAGAAUGCCAGAAAACAUUCAACCGGAAGUCCAACCUUACUGUGCACCAGAAAACACACACCGGGGAGAAACCUUAUGAAUGUAGUGUGUGCGGAAAAACUUUUCACCGUAAGUCACACCUCAAAAUGCAUCAGGGAACUCACACUGGUAAGAAACCCCAUGAAUGUAAAGAAUGUGGGAAAGCUUUCUACCAGAAGUCAAGUCUCAGCAGGCACCAGAGGAAUCACACAGGUAACAGGCCGUAUGCAUGCGAAGAGUGCAGGAAAACAUUCCUCCAUAAGUCCUCCCUUACUGUCCAUCAAAGGAGCCACACGGGCUAUAAACCGUACUCCUGUGAAGAAUGCAGGAAGACGUUUUACAGCAAGUCCCAUCUCACUGUACACCAGAGAACACACACAGGCGAGAAGCCCUAUGAGUGCAAAGUGUGUGCGAAGGCUUUUCACCAGAAGUCCUACCUGAACAGGCAUCAGAUAACUCACGAGAGUGAGAAACGGUUUGAGUGUCUCAAGUGUAGGAAAACAUUCUACCAUAAGUCAUCCCUCUCUGUGCAUCAGAAAAUUCACCUGAGGGAAGGCCCUUGAGUGUAAGGCAGCAAGCUCUCUUAGCAGAACCCAUCAACGGGCAUCAGACAAGCCAAGCGCAGGAGCUACUCCAGGAAUGUGAUGAGUGAGGACAGUGUUUUGUUUGCUGGCCACCUUAACAGAGAAAAUCUGUGUCUCCACUAGGUAGUCUGUCUGACCAUGUCACAGCCCUACAGAAAAGUGCAUAUAUACGGUGGUCGUUAUUUCCACCAGGAACACAGAAACACUCUUCUCCUCAGUUGAGUUUUCAUUAUCUCUGGGCCUGACGUGGCAUGACCUGCGAGAUGACCUUGCCAUCCAUUGUCAGAAAGUCACCAAUUUAAGAGGUGUUCUCAUUUUUAUCCCAAAUACUCUUAGUUUAGUUGAGGAACACUUUCUCAAACCAUUGUGCAUGAUGUUUUGAUAAGAAUGCAAAUCCUCCAUAGCUAAUUCAGUUAAUGAAAAUUUUGAGAGAACUUACAUGCUCUUUACUAUUUCAAAAUUUGUACACAAGGGAAACUGCAUAGCAAAUUGAGACUACUUUAUCAGAAAUUUCACUGAAUAGUUUGAAUAAAUUAAAUGUUGAUAAGUCAGUGUGUGAAACUUUUAACAAAACUUUCAUGUCAGCAGUUUGUAAUGAAGGAAAACUACCAGUCUUUGUAAUUUUAAUAUUGACUUUCCAAUACAUGGAAAUACAUGUGCCAAUAAACAAUGAGUGACAUUA
Molecule: messenger RNA, 3643 nt
Organism: Alexandromys fortis (reed vole)
Lineage: Eukaryota; Metazoa; Chordata; Mammalia; Rodentia; Cricetidae
Product: zinc finger protein 39-like
Exons: 4
Coding region: 1069-2940 (623 amino acids)
Biological process (GO): regulation of transcription by RNA polymerase II
Cellular component (GO): nucleoplasm
Molecular function (GO): DNA-binding transcription repressor activity, RNA polymerase II-specific; RNA polymerase II cis-regulatory region sequence-specific DNA binding
Source: RefSeq, a predicted model, not a curated record